CACGCGGCUGAUCCAACGCGCGAUGCGCGAUUUCAAGCUUCAAAUAGUUGAAAACUCUUGAAGAAAGCUCCUGUAAUAUACUUCGUGUUUGCGUAGGGCCUUCAGACUUUGUUUACAUCUUCGAGCGAUCUUGCCGCUAAUGCCGCUUAGUAUCGCGCGCUCUCUCUCUCUCUCUCCCUGUAAAGAAUGUGAGAUCUUUUUUGUUCGAGUAUCGCUUUGUUGUUUGCCGAAACCUUCCAGUCGAAGAAAGCCUUUGUGAAAAAACGUGCUCUGACCUUGUCGAAUGUCAUAGAUUAUUUUUCUUUCUUCAUUAUUUCAUGACUUAUAAAAGGAAACAAAAAAGCAGCUCUCAUUAUCUUUCCAAAGUGAAACUCGAAACCUUUCCCCUCGUUCGAAACGACUAGUGUCUAAUUUCGAGCACUCGUCGAAGGAUCUUCUAAGAAACUACACGUGAUACUGCAUUUGAAUUGAGCCGUGCGAAACGCUCCUCUAACGAAAGUAUCUACAACAAUUCGAAUAAUAUAAAAAACCAAAAAUGCCGAAGAAACCCGCAAGAAAUGCUUUUUGGUUCUUUAUGGCAGAGUGGAAAACAAAAGAAGAAAGGAAUGGACGAUCUUUUCCGAACGGAUUUCGAGAUGUGCAAGCUUGUCCCAGAUGUAACGAAGCGUGGCGAGCUCUUACAGCUGAGGAAAAAGCUCCCUACGUGAACAAAGCAAAAAAAGCAAAAGCAAAUCCUGAAUAUGGCAAACAAACGAAUACUGGAGAGUUUAUCGACUUGGUUGAAAAAGAAGAGCAGAAUGAAUAUGAUUUUAAACUAAAUAUGGAAUCUCAUAUAAGGAAUAUCAUCUCCGAAGCAAAGAAAUACAAACAGCUCCAGACUCUUCGGUUUUCUUUUAUCCAUAUGAAUCAUUACUACAUGAGAAAACCAGACACGGGUCCUGUUGACUACUGUCCAGCAGAAUUUGCAAUCGGAGAAUUUUCCAUUCAGAACGGCUUGAGUCGUCACUAUCAUGAGAUUAUUAGAACAACUCUUCAUCUUGGCUAUACUAGAGAAGCAAUGGAAGUGAGUGAAAAGACUCACAUGCUUAACUGGGAUUUGCCAAUCGGAGAGGGGGACUGGGCAAUAAUGUAUCACAAAGUAAAAAAUUUUCUCGAACCUCUCCAAGAAAAUGACAAACUUCCACCCAUAUAUGCAUCAAAAAAAAUCUCUCAUCUUCUGCCUUCGCUGUUUCGAAGAAUGGCAGAUGCUGUAGGUCAAAACCCAGGAAAGUUUGUUGUCUACAGUUUAGAGUCUCUUUACGGUCACAUACUUCGUGCAGUGAGCGAUCAUCCAGAAAGCAGAGUUCUUUCGAUUUUAGCUGAAACUCAGCUGGAAAAAGAAAUAUACGCUUACACUCCGAACAUCGAAUGUGACUACCAUAAAACUCUGGAUGGAAAAGGUCAAUUCUGCAGCCUUUCCGUAAUCCGACAAUGGGCUUUCGAAUUUUGCGACCAGUCCUGCAAACCGCUCGGUGUCAAAAUGAUUCCUGGAGUUCACUGUCCUGCUAGUAUCGAGAAAAAAUUCAAACCGAAUCUUUACAAUGCCAGUUUUCAGUCUGCCAUUAACGAUUGCAACAUGGGCGUUUUGUCGGCUACUGGUGUUAGUCAGAGACAUCGCAUUUCCGUGUCUGAGAGAAGUCGCGACGAGGAUCUUCGCAGACGUAAUAAUUAUGAACGAAUCGAGAUUAUUGAUCAUUCCCUUCGAGAGCCUGAGAAACGUCCACCGAGUCCUGAACCCGCUCCGAUAGCCGCGCCGAUUCCGCAGCAGCCUCCUCGUGCGCCAUCUACGAUGAGUCAAGCUUUGAUCGGUGUUCAUCGAGUUCCACCGGUUUUUAACGGUGAAAACUUUCCCGCCAUUGGUGGUCGUGGAUUUCCACGCCAGCAACCGAUGCGUCGACCGGAAGGUCCGAUCUGGUCUCAUCGAGGCAACAAGAACUCGGACUCUGACUAAUCGGGAGAAUUUCCCGAGCGUGACGUGGGAAAAACAUUGUUUCCUCGCUAAACGUUUGCUCCAUCCAAAAAUAAAAAAUUCAUGUUUUUUUUUGAACAUUUAAUAUUCGUUAAGUUAUCGGUUAAGAUAAGAAGACUAACAUUGUUAUCGCACAGGCAAAACCAAAGUUUAUCCGAAAUACGAUUCUUCAGGAAUAUUAAGCUAAAAAAUGCCUACUUGGAAUCAUAUUUGAUAAAAUUUUCGUGGGAUUGUUCCUACGUACGAUUUUUUAAUUAGAAAAACCGAACACUUGAAAAUUCCUUAUAUCGUCGUUUUCACAAAAUGAUACAAAAUAUUCGAAACUUUGUCAUUCCAGUUUUUUUAUGUCCCUUGAAUACGCAUCAUUUGGUCGUUCUGAUGAACCGAUAAAGUACACUUCCAGUAUUCGAUUUUCAAUUAUAUAACGAUAAUUGCAGUACAAUUUAGUAACGACGAUCUCGAAUCGUGCUUCAAUAAGUUUCUAUUUUUUUAUCGAUGUAAUUCUGGUACUGAAAGUAUGAAAAAUAUACUAAAUCGAUUACCUGCGAUUA
Molecule: messenger RNA, 2559 nt
Organism: Venturia canescens
Lineage: Eukaryota; Metazoa; Arthropoda; Insecta; Hymenoptera; Ichneumonidae
Gene: mael
Product: maelstrom
Exons: 9
Coding region: 536-1990 (484 amino acids)
Biological process (GO): negative regulation of DNA-templated transcription; male meiotic nuclear division; regulation of miRNA-mediated gene silencing
Cellular component (GO): P granule; nucleus
Molecular function (GO): sequence-specific DNA binding
Source: RefSeq, a predicted model, not a curated record